AUGCAUAAAGGAUUUACAGCGCAGAAGUAUGAUCUUGACCUUGAGACUUUUGGUAUUGUUGCUCUUGUAGACGAACCAAUCAAAUACUGCACAAACAAUCCGGCUCUCGGAAGUGAAAGCGGGCAUUGCGAGGAGAUUCAACCCAAGCAAAUGACUAGUGAUUUCUUUUAUUUCGAUGGGGGAUCAUUGAAGCUCAAAAAUUAUGUGGAUAUGAAGCUUUUGGGAGGCCCUCGACACAUGAUAAAACUCGGAACUUCUGGCGGAUGCUUCGUUUACUACAAAGUUUUUAUUUUUCCGUCGUUUGAUUUGAACGUUGAUAUCUCUCUUGUCGAUAAAACUCCAAACAACAGAAUUUUGGAACAUCUUGAGAUGCCAACAUCAAGUCUGAUCAACAACGGGCUAAAUCCUCUCUUUAAAAUGGAUAUUUUUGACAACGUAUUUUGCGCGAUCCGAGAUGAAUGCAGAUUAGAUAAGGGCGCGUGUCAGAAUUAUGACACAGAUCUUAGCAAAAAAGUGGCUAUUGAUCUCUGGGAUGUCAUCUCAUCUUCUAUUCACUUUAAAAACGCAAGAAUUGUCUCUGGCCCAAAAAUUGAGCUUGCUAAAAAUUCUAGCGAAGAAGCCGGUCUUGCAGAAAUGGCUAAACGUUGGUACUUACAGGAUGAGUCUGGCAACUGGCUCAAAAUCGCUCCACAAUCACCGUUGUGCACGAUAACUAUCCAAUUAGAUUGGUACAUGUACCAAGCGAUUACUCUUAUCGAUAAUAUCAAUAAGCAAGAAACACUCUUCAUCGAAUAUGUGAGCAUUCAAGGGGCCUUUCAAAAUGUUCUUUUAGCUGAUGCCGAUAUUAGUUUUAACAGAAAUUUCGAUGGUAAUCUGCUUGCGACUAGAAAUCGUACAUCUAUCAGGUCCCUAUUCUACGAUGAUGUCGAAAUCCAAGAUGUCGACGAUUUGCCUGCUAUUUUUGUCAUUGACCAAAGCUGUCAGUCAUAUUUUGAUUGCGUUAUCAUCGACAAGCUUCUGAUCAAUCAGACUUUCGAAGCUUGUAAAGAUGGAGAAGCCCUUCUUACCAUGAAUUCCGAUCUUUUUGUUGUCGAUGGCGAUCGACAGAUAAACAGCAGAAGUGUUCGAUAUGAGGUUCUUCAAUCAAGAAGUUUUGAGCUUUUUGGCUCAGCUAUUUCUUGCACCGCUGCUCUUUCCCCUGGCCAGCAUGAAUUUACAAUGAAAGCUGUUCAAGAUAACAGGAUUGAUAGAACUUCUUACUUGACGGUCGCGGUAACUAUUGCUGAGCCUGUUGUAAACUGGACUUCAAUUGUCACUACUCCGGUAAAAUCUGCCGAAUUUGAAAUACUUGGUUCUCCAAGCUUUGUGAUGAAUACUCAGGACCAUUCGGCGUUUAAACUUGACAUCAGCCCUCCAGCUGAUGGCCAAGAAGUCAUUCUUAUAUCAAAAACUCCUGGAUUUACUUUCACUGAUAGGUUUGAGCUUCUUUACACUGGAAGAAGAAAUUUUUUACUUUCAAACUCCAUUGAUUUGGUUGUUCAAAUCUUACUCGUUGAAAAUGAUGCAGUUAUUGCUCGAGAAGAUAGUUUUUCGCUGGGAAUUUUCAACAUAGAAGAUAGGACUGCUACAACAACCGAGACGCCUAAAACUGACUCGUUUACAGCAGCGGAAUAUGCAACGGAAAUGUUAAAUGAAUGUUCUACUCCAGCGAUUACGUGUGAGCCUUGCGCACCCAUCGAAUGUUCUUCAACAGCCGCGACUUCUUCAGUAAUGACUUCAAUGGCUUCUUCAAAAGAGGAUAAAUCUCGAAACUGUGAUUUAUUCAAAAUAUUAAUGAGUUGUCUUGCAGCCUUGUUCUUCGUCACAACAAUUGUUUUCAUCAUUUUAUGGAGCAGAGCGAGGAACAGUGCCAAUGAGAAAAUCGCGCCGAUCGGAAAGCAAGUUCUCGAAAUCAGCGAAAAUGAGGACCAGGGAGAAAGCAAAAGUUUACCAUCGGAAUCGGAACUUACUGAUUCUGAAUCAAUCAGUGAUUCAGAGUAUGCACAGCCGAAAAUAGUUUGGGUUCCAGCUGAUACGAAACUUGAAGAUCCUGUUUAUCAUACAUUGGAAGACCAUCAAGUCAUUCUUAAAAAUUUCAUAAAACCGGGAAGAAUUGUAAGUCACCGUGAGGUGCUCCUCAGGAAGAAUGGUGAAACAAAACAUGCAUUUGCAGUCGUGCACGAUAUUGAGCUUGCUAGUCGAGAUAUGCUAAAUGAAAUCAACAGCAGAAUUCAAAUCGAGACACAAAUUUCGAAAAUGCGUCACGAAAAUGUGCUGAGAUAUUACGGAUCCUGGGUCGAGCUCGACAAGCUAUAUGUGGGCUACGAAUUAGCAGAAAAGGGAAACUUAGACGAACAUCUGCGACAAUGCCUGCGUCCGGAAAAUUCAGCGUCGAAGAUUUCAAAUAAUCAAAUAAAGGAGAUCCUCUUCCAGAUCGUUCAAGGCCUUGCGCAUUUACAUAGCCGUGAGAUCAUUCACGGAAAUUUGCAAGCGAGCGCGAUAUACCUGACACAAGAGAACAUUCCUAAGAUUGGCAAAGUAUGCAACAAUCAGAUAGAUUCAAACGAUCGAAAUUUCCGGCGAUGGUGGGCACCUGAACUUUUCGAAAAUGACGGGAAACAUUCAUGCGAGGCCGAUAUAUGGGCGCUUGGCGUUGUUAUGUGGGAAGUGUGCUCCUUUGGCAAAACACCAUACGAUGAUGUCGAAUUGGAUCAACUCAGUCAAUACGUCAAAGAUAACAGACUAGACUUGCCGAAUGGUGAUUUUCCUGAUGCCUGUACUUUCAUGUCAAACUGUUGGAUCAUCGAACCUCGACUCCGGCCGGACGCUUCCCAGCUGAUUGAACUGAUGAGCGCUGAGCAAGAAGGCGACUUAUACGAAUUUCUUGUUUAA
Messenger RNA from Oikopleura dioica, 2931 nucleotides. The record is from the annotation of a GenBank genome assembly. NCBI's taxonomy places the organism in Eukaryota, Metazoa, Chordata, Appendicularia, Copelata, Oikopleuridae.